AUGCCUUUGCUAGGGGGGCCCCUGUGGAAGGAUGGGUUGGAGUAUGGCCAUGGCACAGGGCAUGGCAUUGGAGCCUAUCUAAAUGUGCAUGAAGGACCUGCGCAAAUUGGUGGCGGCGCUGUCCCCGGAGACAAGAUUCUGUGCAACGAGCGUCGGAGGAGGAUCUUUUUGAUGCCCAUCCAAGCUGGAUUCUUCCUCUCAGAUGAGCCUGGUUGCUACAAAGAUGGAGAGUUUGGGGUCCGGAUUGAAUCUGAUAUUUUGGCAACCCCAGCAGAAACUCCGUACAAGAUGUCCACACGUCGCUUCUUGAAGUUUGAGUACUUGACAUUGGUUCCGAUGUGUCGAAAGCUGGUGGAUGUGUCCUUAUUGUCUGUGUCGGAGCAGCAGUGGAUUGACAGCUAUCACGCUCGUGUUUGGGAAGAGCUGAGAAGCUCUUUGCACAGUGAGGCGCAGAAUUGGCUUUGGGAAGCGACUCGCCCGUUGAAGGCGUGA
Durusdinium trenchii is the source of this 492-nucleotide messenger RNA. NCBI's taxonomy places the organism in Eukaryota, Dinophyceae, Suessiales, Symbiodiniaceae. The record is from the annotation of a GenBank genome assembly.